AUAAUUAUUAUUAUUACCAUUCUCUGUUUUUCUUUCCCUCUCGGUACUGCAACUUUAUUAUUUUUCUAAACCUUAUUUUCUUCUCUGAUCUGUGAUUUCUCUUCUCUAUUUUUUUGGCUGAUUACUGCUCAAGCAAACCAGCGCUUGAAGAAUAUCUUGAAUCCAGGAGUCAUUAUUUUUGCAAUCAAGCUGCUGUAAUUCCUAACAUAGACGAUAUACAACACGAGAACUUCGUGCCACGGCACUUUGGAAAAUCUACUAGGUCACAGAUGGAUAACCUCAAAGUCGGAGGAUUGCAAAAUCAAACUGCUAGGUCAAAUGCCUCAAAUCCUGGCCUUGACACUACCCUGCAAAGUCAAAUUAGGGGUUUAAAUACUCAACAAGUUGAAAUGGUUGGAUCAAAGGAUCCAUUUUGGAAUCAUAUUGAAGAUAGAGCAGAUGGUAGCAUGAAGUGUAAGUUUUGUCCACAUACAUUUGCCAAUAAAACCUCCAUUUCAAGGAUCAAAUGGCAUUUAUCAGGAGAGGAAGGGCAUAAUGUUGCCAUUUGUCGUGGGGUGACUAAGGAAGUUCAAGAAGCAGCCUUUCUAGCUGUGUGUGGUGGCAACAAAAGACUUAAAAGCACAGAAAGUUCAAUAAAUGUUAAUGAUUCUGGAAUUUCAACUUGUCCACAUGAUCAAAACAUUAGGAUUGAAAAUAUGGGAGAAGGUAUUGGAAGGGUACAAAGAGAAGUUCAGGUUGUAGAACCCGGAGUAGGAGAAGAGAGGAUUUCUUCACAUGCAAUAACAGGAAACGACGAAGUAAGCUCCAACUCCGAGGAUGACCUCCAAGUCAGAGGAUUGCAAAAUCAAACUGCUACGCCAAAUGCCUCAAAUCCUGGCCUUGAGACUUCCCUGCAAAGUCAAAUUAGGGGUUUAAAUAUUCAACAAGUUGAAAUGGUUAGAUCAAAGGAUCCAUUUUGGAAUUAUAUUGAAGAUAGGGCAGAUGGUAGCAUGAAGUGUAAGUUUUGUCCACAUACAUUUGCCAAUAAAACCUCCAUUUCAAGGAUCAAAUGGCAUUUAUCAGGAGAGGAAGGGCAUAAUGUUGCCAUUUGUAGUGGGGUGACUAAAGAAGUUCAAGAAGCAGCCUUUCUAGCUAUGUGUGGUGGCAACAAAAGACAUAGAAGCACAGAAAGUUCAAUCAAUGUUAAUGAUUGUGGAAUUUCAACUUGUCCACAAGAACAAAACAUUGAGAUUAACAUGGAAGGAUGUUUUGGAAGGGUAAAAAGAGAAGUUCAGGUUGUUGAACCUGGAGUAGGGGAAGAGAGGAUUUCUUCACAUGCAAUAGCAAGAAACGACGCAGUAAGCAUGACCGGAAUGAGAGCUCAAGAAGAUAGAGUUUCUGAAGGGGCACUCGAGAGCAGACUGAGGACAGAACCAGUGGAUCGAUCGUUGGAACAAAGCAAUGCAGUACUUGACAAUUUGGCAGGGGGUGCUGGAAGGAUACAAGUGGGAGUUCAGGGCAUGGAACAAGGUCCCGGAGAAGAGAGAAUUCAGUUGAAUUUACAAUUAGGAAAUGACAUAGAAAACACUGGUGAAGGAUCUUUUCAGCAUGAUGCAUUUGAGACUAUACCAAGAACAGAGCAAGUGCAGCUUCUAGAGCCCCAAGGAGAUUCAUCCCAAUUUUGUCUUGACAUUGGAAAACGUUAUGAUCAACCUUGUGCUUCAUCAGUAAACAAUGAGGUAACUAUGCAUGAUGAGCAGGACAUGGGUAGAGUGAGGACAGAACCAGUGGAGGAGGAGGAGGAUGUAGCGAGUAGUGGAAGAUCAGCGGUGCAGGCUGGUGCAGGAGCUAGAUCUUCUAAAAGUCUGAAAUACAACAAUUCUGCAGGAGUUCUAUUACCUACUAGCUCUACAAAGCCAGUGGGUCAAGCAUUUAAAGAGAACAUGAAGGUGAUAUGGUCUUUGUUAAUGGACGAUGAAGUCUCAAUCAUUGGCAUUUAUGGGAUGGGGGGAGUUGGUAAAACAACAAUACUGCAACAUAUCUAUAAUGAGCUUCUACAAAGACUAGAUAUUUGUGAUCAUGUUUGGUGGGUGACUGUGUCUCAAGACUUCAGCAUUAAAAGAUUGCAGAAUUUUAUUGCUAAACAUCUUGAUCUUGACCUUUUAAGGGAGGUUGAUGAUCUGCAUAGAGCUGCCAAAUUAUCAAAAGAAUUAAUGAAUAAACAAAAAUGGAUUCUUAUUUUAGAUGAUUUGUGGAACAAUUUUGAGCUCCAAAAAGUGGGAAUUCCUGUCCCAUUGAAAGGAUGCAAGCAAAAUCUGACACCUCGAUCAGAAACGGUUUGUCAUCGGAUGGCUUGUCAAUACAAAAUCAAAGUGAAGCCACUUUCUGAGGGAGAAGCUUGGGCUUUAUUCAUGGAGAAACUUGGAUGUGAUAUAGCACUUUCACCGGAAGUUGCAAAAGCUGUUGCUAGGGAAUGUGCUGGUUUGCCUUUGGGAAUUAGUAUUGUGGCCGGAAGCUUAAAGGGAGUUGAUGACCUUCAUGAGUGGAGAAAUACAUUGAAAAAAUUGAGAGAAUCAGAAUUUAGGGACAAUGAAGUAUUCAAGUUAUUGAGGUUUAGUUAUGAUCGGCUGGGUGAUUUAGCCCUACAACAGUGUCUCUUGUAUUGCGCAUUAUUUCCUGAAGAUUGUGAGAUUGGAAGGGAGGAGUUGAUAGGUUAUUUGAUCGAUGAGGGAAUAAUUAAAGGAAUGAGGAGCAGGGGAGAUGCAUUUGACGAGGGUCACACGAUGCUUAAUAGACUAGAAAAUGUCUGCCUAUUGGAAAGUGUUAAAAUGGAAUAUGAUGGUAGUAUAGGUGUCAAGAUGCAUAACUUGAUUAGGGACAUGGCCAUCCAAAUACUGCAAGAAAACUCUCAAGUCAUGGUUAGAGCAGGUGCGCAGUUAAAAGAGUUGCCAGAUGCAGACGAGUGGACAGAGAAUCUCAUAAGAGUUUCACUAAUGCAAAACGGAUUUGAAGAAAUUCCUUCCAGCCAUUCACCUAGGUGUCCCUAUCUAUCAACUUUAUUGCUAUGUCAUAAUCGCUUGUUGGGAUUUAUUGCGGAUUCAUUUUUCAAGCAAUUGCAUGGGCUCAAGGUCCUCGAUCUGACUUGGACAGGUAUUGAAAAAUUGCCAGACCCUAUCUCUGAUUUAUUGAGUCUUACAGCAUUAUUGCUCAAUAAUUGUAAGAAAUUAAGACAUGUUCCAUCAUUAAAGAAGCUCAGGGCACUGAAGAGGUUGGAUCUCUCUCAUACUGCACUUGAAAAGAUGCCUCAAGGAAUGGAAUGCCUAACCAAGCUGAGGUAUCUUAGAAUGAAUGGAUGUGGUGAAAAGGAGUUUCCUAGUGGGAUAUUACCAAAACUCUCUCACCUGCAAGUCUUUGUACUAGAAGAGUGUUUUGUGGAUUCUUAUCGGAGGAUAACAGUUGAAGUAAAGGAAGUAGGAUCCUUGAGAAAUUUGGAAAUUUUGCGAUGCCAUUUCAAAGGUCUCUCUGACUUUGCGGAGUAUCUCAGAUCUCGGGAUGGGAUCCAAUCAUUAAGCACAUAUAGAAUUUCAGUAGGAAUGAUGGAUUUUCGGGAAUGCAUUGAUGAUUUUCCAAGUAAAACUGUUGCGUUGGGUAAUUUGAGUAUUAACAAAGAUAGAGAUUUUCAGGUCAAGUUCUUAAAUGGCAUUCAAGGACUGGUUUGUCAAUUCAUCGAUGCGAGAAGUUUAUGUGAUGUUUUGUCAUUAGAGAAUGCAACUGAACUGAAGCGCAUCAGCAUUCGGGAUUGCAAUAGCAUGGAGAACUUGGUUUCAUCUUCUUGGCUCUGCUCUGCUUCACCACCAUUACCAUCAUAUAAUGGUAUGUUUUCUGGUCUUAAAGAGUUUUAUUGUGUUGGAUGUAACAAUAUGAAGCAGCUGUUCCCACUUGUGUUGCUUCCAAACCUGGAAUUGAUUGAUGUUAUUAACUGUGAGAAAAUGGAGGGGAUAAUAGGAACAACAGAGGAAGAAAGCAGCACCUCCAAUUCCAUCACGGAAUUAAUACUCCCAAAGUUAAUAUCUUUGAAUUUGUGUUGGUUACCAGAAUUGAAAAGCAUUUGUAGUGCAAAACUGAUUUGCAAUUCUCUCGAAAAUAUUAGUGUAAUCAAUUGUGAGAAGCUGAAGAGGAUGGCAAUUUGUCUUCCGUUGCUUGAAAAUGGCCAGCCAUCCCCUCCCCCUUCUCUCAGAGAAAUCAAUGCAAGGCCAAAAGAAUGGUGGGAGAGAGUAGUGGAGUGGGAGCAUCCUAACACGAAGGAUGUCCUUAGUCCCUUUGUAAUGUUUCGGGAGGAGGAGACUACUCUGCCCUUAAAACAUAUAUAAUAUAGAAUAAAGGGAGACCUGCUGGGCAUCAGACCUUGCAUCCACACUUUUGAGCGGCACUGUCAAAAUCCCAUGCUAUUUUAGCUGUUCUUCAUGGAGUUCCAUUGUCGGUCCUGCUUUGCCAGCAUAAGUCUACUUCACUAGCCACAUGCAAAUCUUUGCUUUUUAUUUCGAUCUCAAUGCUUUUAGAUUUUGCUGAGUUCAUGUUAUAACCCGCGGCACCGCACGGGCAAUUCACCUAAUACAUUCUAUUUGUGUCCUCUAAUUUGUCUCCAAUAUUUCUCACCCCUUAUCAAAUACUGACAUGUAAACUGCUUGCAUGGUUAUCAUUUUCUUUCAA
Populus euphratica (Euphrates poplar) is the source of this 4689-nucleotide messenger RNA. Its product is annotated as probable disease resistance protein At4g27220. The transcript is spliced from 7 exons. The record is from RefSeq and is a predicted model, not a curated record. Bases 270 to 4349 code for a protein of 1359 amino acids. Gene Ontology annotation, molecular function: ADP binding; protein binding. Lineage: Eukaryota; Viridiplantae; Streptophyta; Magnoliopsida; Malpighiales; Salicaceae.